AUGCAGAAACGCAUGCGUUUUGAUGAUGUUGCUUGGGAGCAAAGUGAAACCAUCUCAGAUGCCUGGGUGGCAGAGCUAUUCAAAAUCGAUACUCUGAGGGCGAUCGGCGAUUUUAUUGUCAAGCAUCGAAAGGGAGUCCCAAGCGAAUUAUGUCAACCUCGAGCAGGGGCAUUCAAUGUAUCCUUUCGGAUGAAAUUUGAGGAUGGUGGCUCAGCACUGAUCCGCUUCCCAAAACCCGGAGCCACCAUGUUCGCUGAGGAAAAGGUGAGAAAUGAAGUGGCUGUAAUCAGGUAUAUUCAGGAGUAUACUUCGAUCCCAGUACCAUUCAUCCUGCAUUGGGGAACAAAGAACGAGAGUCCUCUUAAUUUAGGCCCUUUUAUCUUGAUGGAAUACAUCGACCACGACACGGAUCUGGGUACAGCAUUGAACACGCCGACGCUCAAUAUUGAAGAUCGUCCGAUCCUCGAUCCGUCUAUCGACAUUGACAAGUUGGAAAUGCUAUACGGACAGCUGGCAGACAUUUUACUUCAGCUGUCACAGUUAUCACUGCCUUGGAUCGGCUCCCUUGCCCAGAUUGACGACUUCACAUGGGACGUCAGACGCCGACCUUUAUCAAUCGGUAUGAAUGAACUUGUACGUCUAGGAACUCUGCCACGAUCGACAUUGCCAACCAGCACAUUUAAGACGACAUCCUCUUAUUUUAAUGCCCUCGCCGAAUUACACCGUGCACAUUUGUCUCAUCAACGAAAUGACGCAGUAAACUCCGCAAACGAUUGCCGGCGUAAGCUUGUCGCCAGACAGCUUUUCUCUAAGCUUGCCAGAGAGGGCCGACUUACCCAGUCUACAAAUGACCACGGACCCUUUAAGAUAUGGUGUGACGAUCUUCGGCCCUCAAAUGUACUGGUCAACAAAAACCUGCAGAUUGUUGGUGUCAUUGACUGGGAGUUUACAUACGCAGCACCGGUUGAGUUUUCUCAUGCACCUCCAUGGUGGUUGCUUCUUGAACAGCCCGAGUAUUGGCCAGAUGGAAUAGAGGCUUGGGUAGAGGCAUUUGAAAGUCGUCUACAGACAUUCCUGAAAGUUCUUACCGAACGCGAAGAAACAGCUAUUCAACGGGGCAGGUUAAGACAGGAACAGAGGCUUUCUGGUCCCAUGAGACAGAGCUGGGUAAAUGGUGAUUUUUGGGUCACAUACGCAGCGAGAAAGAAUUUCGCUUUUGACACAAUCUUCUGGAAGAACCUUGACCAUCGGUUUUUUGGUUCUUGCACAGUUGCCGAGGAAAAUCGAUGGGCGAAGAGGAUUGGAUUGCUGAGUGAAGAAGAGAGUCAGUGUAUGGAACAGGUUGUGAGCCUAAAGCUCGGUCAAAUGGAAAAGAGGGCUCUAGCAUGGGAACCAGAGGAAGUGUAUACUGUCGAAACCCACCAUUUCGUCACCUAA
Messenger RNA from Aspergillus chevalieri, 1437 nucleotides. RefSeq names its product phosphotransferase family protein. The coding region runs from base 1 to 1437 and encodes 478 amino acids. The record is from RefSeq and is a predicted model, not a curated record. Lineage: Eukaryota; Fungi; Ascomycota; Eurotiomycetes; Eurotiales; Aspergillaceae. The transcript has a single exon.